CGGUGCAUUUUGGGGACUGUCCCUUAUCUGUCCAAUAUGGCGUCAGUGUGAGCGCUGACGGCCGCUGGGUGUGAAAGCGGCGCCGCUCCGACUGUCACUGAGUGAGGGACCAAGACCCAGCCCUAUCCAAGCGGCCGCCAGCAACCCUCUCCUCCCCCGCGCUCUCGGCAGUUUAUCCUCGGAGGGGUUGACUGUGUUUGAGCCUCCCCCACCCUCCCCAGUUGCCCCGCCCGCUCUCCUCCCCUUUCUGGUUGCUGGGGUGUUCUUCCCCCUUUUCUCUCCCUCUGUUAUAAACAUUUCCCUGCUGAGGGGCUGAAGAGAUCGACGGGUUGCAAUGGCGGCGGUGUGAGGCGGUAGCGCGCUGUCCGUGUGUUGGCGCCGGCCCUCGGGAGCCAUGGCGGCGGCGGCUGCAGUGGCGGCCGCAGCUGCGGCCGAUUCGGCCCAGUGGCUCUCGGUGAAAGAGGAGACGCUUUUCCUGCACGACGGCCUAAUCAGAGUGACCGACCUGGUGGAGCUACCAACUGAGAUCGGGGUUUCAGCCGAGCCUGGGGAGAACGAACAGGAGAUAUUGACAUUUGAAACCAAAAAUCCUGAAGAGCUAGCAGAACGCUUGCGAGCUGUGUGUGGAAACCAGAGUAAUGCAUAUGCACGACUACUUGAAUACCGUCUCAAUGCACUUAGAGGCCUGUGGAAUGCACAACGGCAGUUAGCACUUGAAGAGCAGCAUGAACGUGAAAACUCCAGUGAUGAAGAGACCAUGUCCUUGCUCAAACGGCAAGGCUUGCUGCAACAACCAGAACAAGCACCAUUUACUUCUCGCAUGGGCCUCUUAUUAGUGUUCCCUUUGAUCCAGUCACAAAGUAAAACUGAUCCUUCUCUCUGUAAUAUCACUGCUGAGGUACUCCUGAACUGCCUGAGAGAUUGUCAACCUCUGAGCCUUACAAAAGAACCUGCUGACUGUCUGAAUGGUCUGGAAGCCCUUCUCUGCUCCUGGUUAGAAGAAUCACCUGCUUUGGGUCAAUCAAUUCCAUGGAAACAGAAAGAAAAUGCUGCAGCUGCAUUGGUAGCUCUUGCCUGUGCAAGAGGCUCUCUGAAAACACUAAUUCACACAGUGCACCUGUUACAGAAACAGACCGACCUGGGGUUUUUACCAGUUACAGACGUUCUACAUCGACUUCUUCUGUUGGAAGGAGGACCAGGUUCGGCAUCUUGCCUGCUUGGCAACAAACAUAUGGUGUCUUGGGGGUUUGAGGAUAUGCUGUCUGCACCGGAGAGCAACAGUAGUUCCACUGACAAUAAAGAUGCAGAUUUGGGUCGCUGCCUUGCAACAGACGGAAUGUACCUUUACACAACUAACUCAGUUGGCAAGGGGAUCAGCAAACUGGGAUCCGGUCUUCAUGGCACUCUACGUGGUUUUGUCUAUUGUCGCAACGAUGAACUUGAAGCUGGCUGGAUUGCUUUUGGUAGUGGUACUCUCCUUCACCGUCCAGCCUCCUUUGACAGCAAGCCUCAUUACCUCUUUCAAGUGAUUGAUCAAUACACCCUGCAGGUGUCCCAGGUUGUGUCCAUGCCACCAAAUCACUUCCCAGUAGGCAGUAACAUGACCACAGUCCAUCUCUGCUCUGAUGGAACUUACAUCUAUUGGAUCUGGUCUCCUGCAGGUUUGAAUGAAAAAACUCCAAAGGGCCAUUCUGUAUUCAUGGAUGUAUUUGAACUGAUGAUGCACAAUGACAGCUGCACAGCAUGCCCUCUCCAGGAACGAACUAUCAUAACUAGAAAAGAAGGGGAAUCUGCAAAAAGUAUAAAUGAAAUGCUACUGAGUCGACUUUCCCGAUAUCGUGGCUCCCCUUCAGCUACAUUGGCUGCUCUUACUGGUUCCACAAUUACCAACACAUUGAAGGAAGAUCAUUCUGCAGCAAAUACAAGUUGCGGCUUGCCUUUGAAAACAUUAAGGAAGACACCAAUGUAUACGUGUGGAACGUACCUGGUUAUGCUUACUGCACCACCAGGAGGAUCUGGGAGUUCUGCAACACGCUCUCUGUUUGGUGGCACAAGUGGAUUGUCCUCUUUAAAAGUCCUGUCCUCUAGCCUGGUUUUCAACAUUUCAGAUGGCCAAUUUAACAGCCGAGCAGACCUGAUUGAUGCAGCUGGAAGUUCUCUUGGGCGGGGAGCUCUGGUUCCAGGACUGGGAGCCUGCUAUGAUGCCAUGAAUAAUAUGAUUUGGACGUGUUCUAGUGACUACAUGGAUCAAUGGUGUAACCCUGGUAACCAGGCCUUCCAUCACAUCUGUCAACGACUAGGUGUUAGCCACAUCAUCCUUGAACCAAAAGAUGAAUCUGUGUCAACCAGUAAUGUAAUUAACCAACUUCUGCAUCAUGUGGGAGCAAUGUGCAUUCAUCAGCUCAAUUUGCUGACUGCUAGUGCUAAUUUACCGAUCUCAAACUUCCUGGGAAAGCAGCACCCCAUUGAAGCUCAGCACCUGAGUAGUAUCUGUGACAUAAUGGAGAAGGCCAUGGCAAACAAGGAUGCCUGUAUUAUUCGCUGUAUUCUUAUUGUUUUUCAGGUAAUAUUCAAGUUUUUCUUCAACCCGCAAACAGAGCGAAACCGCGAGAUUGUACAACGAUCUGAGGUACUGCUCUGGCAGCUUUUAAAAACUCCUGUUGAUGAAAUUGGUGAAGAGAUUCAGAGGGAGGUGUGUUUGGCUAUUAGCUCAGGACUUAAUACACUGUAUCUUGGAGAACAAGAACUGAACAAUCUACUGAAAUUAGUAUUAACAGAAGGACAGAGAAACAGUGGUCUUUGUCAGUUACGAGAUAUUAUCUUGGUUAAUCUGGCUGAACAGCUGCAGAACAAUCGAUUUGGGAGUGAAGAUGAUGAUCACUACAGGCUGAAUGAUGAACUACUACACUAUAUCCUGAAGAUUGUGGUACAGGACUCCUGCAUUCUCAUCACAAAGUGCCAAACAGUUUCUAAAGAAGAAUUUCUCAGGCUUCUUGCUACAGUGCCAGUUGCAUCACCCUGCCUCCGUUAUUUGAUGGCAGUGCAGAAUCACCUCCUCAGUAACACGGUCCUCAUCAAACCUGAUGAGCAUGAUGAUAGUGACAGCUCCCUGCAGGGGGAGACAUUGAAGGUACAGGAACUCCAGACCAGUAUCUUAGCACUAGCCACUAAAAUCCUAGGAGGAUGUGAUGAAGUACUUGAAAAACUCCAGCAUGUCACCACGUCUAUUAUUAACAGUGAAAUGGUCGACAAAGAGCACAGGUUGAAGGGCUUGGAACAAAUUACUAAGGCCACUAUGCUGGGUCAUUUGCUGCCAGUACUGCUGACAUCUUUGAUGCACCCAAACCUGCAGACCCUUGUCAUGGCCGAUGCACUGAUGCCACAGCUUGUUCAACUUGUUCUCUACACCAGCCAGACUGCGUUGCUGUUGAAAACACAAGCUCCUGUUUUCACGGAGAUAGCUGUUGAGCCCUUUGUUGGAUCGGAACAGAGCCAGAAAGGGAAGCUCCCGUCAUUGGAUGACAGAUCUUUCUUCUUACCCAUUUCUUUGGUGAUAUAUGCGGGCCCAAAUACUAACAGCAGGAAAGUGGCAGAAUAUGGUGGAAAUACAUUGGGCUAUGGAAGUCGUAGUGUGCUCGGAACUGGUUGGCCUAAGGACUUGGUGAAGGUUGAAGGGGACACAGUGACAUUUUCUUUUGAGAUGAGAAGUGGACGAGAGCAUAACACACCUGAUAAGGCCAUGUGGGGAUUUGCUUGUACUGUUCGAGCCCAGGAAUCUUCGGAGGAUGUUUCGGGGGGCCUCCCCUUCCUUGCUGAUCUUGCACUGGGCCUCUCUGUAUUAGCGUGCUCCAUGCUACGGAUCCUUUAUAAUGGACCUGAGACUACUAAAGAGGAGGAAACAUGUCACCAGCUACUCAGAUCAAAACUGCUACAGAGAUGCCAGUGGCAGGUUGAAGCUAAUGGUGCCUUAUCUCCUGCAUUGACACCAAGUCCCUCUCCUCUGCCGCUAACUAUUGAGGAAGACCAGGAGUUCACAUAUCCAUGCGAUGCACUCGCACCACCACCUCCAGUCACUGGACACUACUUUGAUCUGCCAAGGAUUCGUCUACCUCCUGGAAUAAUGGGAAAACUCAGGGAAAUAUCUGGCAGAGCACGACCCCAGUUCAGACCAAGUAUUAAGGAAGUGAUUCAGCCUGAUGUGAUGGAAGAAAUGGUGGUGUCAUGUGUGAUCAAACAUUUGAAUCUGAUUGAUGCACUGCAGUCUCUGAUUAAUUUCCAGUACCGAGAGGAGCACCUGGAAGAGUAUGAUCUACUGUGUAAAAUAAUGGGAGAAACGUUCAAAAAACUUAAUGCUAUGGAGAGGCAACUUCAGAGUGUAGCAGAGCUUGAACAGAAGUGGCAGAAUGAAAUGGAAGAUUGUCAGCAAGGGAAACUAGAAAACAAUCUGCCUUUUUUUCAUGACUAUCACUUCAAUGAGAGUAAAAUCAAGGAGUUAGAACUGCUGUGCUCCCUGAAGGAGAUGCCAUUUGACUCUAAUGACUUGGAAAACAUGGUCCUUUUAUUAAGGGAGAAAUUUGGUCAAGAGGUGAACUCCUUGAUGCCAAAAUCUUCGCAUUCUUUAGCAAAAACAAAAACUUUGGUGAAAAGUUUGAUGAAUCGAGCUGAGCUGUUGUUGCAUGUUACCAUAGCGGCACAGGCUGGUCUGACUAGGAGCAUUUCAGGAACCCCAGCUGACACGCCAGCUUGUAAAUCAUCUUCUGAAACCAAGGUGAUUUCCCACACUGUUCGCCAACCUGUGUUCCUGCGUAGCAUGUCUGCACCCUCUGACCUAGAAAUGAUUGCAAAUGAGGAUUUAGAAUUCACACGAGCCAGUCAAAGGAGACGCCAUGGGAAUAGUCAUCGGAGUAGUUCCUUCACUCUGCUUCAGUCUCUGACUAUUGAAGAUAGUCGGGACAAGCCAACGUAUAGUGUGCUGCUUGGACAGCUCUUUGCUUUCAUUGGGACAAAUCCUGACCAGGCUGUGUCAAGCAGCAGUUUCCUUUUAGCUGCCCAGACUCGGUGGAGGCGUGGUAAUACGAGAAAACAAGCCCUGGUACACAUGCGUGAGCUGUUGACAGCAGCAGUCCGAGUUGGUGGUGUUACUCAUUUGGUUGGACCUGUAACCACAGUUCUUCAAGGUGGGCCAAGGAUUGAAGAGCUGACAUGUGGCGGAAUGGUGGAGCAGGUUCAGGAGGCAUUUGGCGAGACCAUGACAUCAGUUGUUUCACUUUGUGCACGAUAUCCAAUUGCCUGCGCCAACAGCAUUGGCCUUCUUUGCACUAUUCCAUACACAAGAAGUGAGGAGAAAUGCCUGGUGCGUAGUGGUUUGGUGCAGCUCAUGGAUAGACUUUGCAGUCUAACAAGCCAGCGAGAAAGUAGCUCCAGUGAGAAACAGACAAGAAAACAGAAGGUAGCUACGAUGGCCUGGGCUGCCUUCCAAGUACUGGCUAAUCGCUGUGUGGAGUGGGAGAAGGAAGAAGGUGUAUCAACAAAUGCAGUCCAUUCUGGCUUAGCUCGUCAAGUGUCAAGCCUGUUGACCAACCAUCUAGCCCGUGCUACUGAGUGCUGUGGGAAUCAAGCAGCAGGGAAUGACGCACUGCAGGAUGUUCUCAGCCUCCUCAAUGACCUUUCCAGAAGUCAAAUUGGUAAAGCAAUCCUUAGCCAACCUGCCUGUGUGUCAAAGCUCCUUUCAUUGUUGUUAGACCAGCGACCAUCCCCCAAGCUGGUACUCAUCAUCCUUCAACUUUGCCGUGCUGCCUUGCCUCUCAUGAGUGUGGAAGACUGUGGGAAUGUGGAAUUGCCCCCAUGGAGCUAUUCUGUACCUCCCCUGGACAAUGAACAAGAUGAUCCUGCUGAUCCUGCUUCAAAUAUUGCAUCACUUCUAUUAGCUAAACUUGCUGAUUAUGUUGUACCAGGGUGUCAAACUGUGCUGUCUCCCAGCACGUCAGAAGCUGGUUCUUCCUUUUCAAAAUCCAGCCCAAAGAACUCAAUAAAAUCAGAGAAAGAUGGUGGAGAGGAAAGCGAGGCAGUAGAUGGUAAACUGUCGAUCUUGAUUCAUAAACGUGAGGAUCAGUCAUCCCAUGAAGUCCUUCAGCCAUUACUCAGUAGCUCGGAGGGGCGUCCUUUCCGACUGGGCACUGGAGCCAACAUGGAGAAAGUAGUGAAAAUGGAUCGAGAUAUGACCAAAACUGGGUAUUGUGAAGUUAUCACAGAAGAAGCAGUUGCAGCCUUGCGGAAGGCUACCAAAUGGGCACAGUCAGGGCUAAUUGUAAGUGUGGGCCCACCAGUGGAGGCUGCCAAUCAGGAUGCUACCAGCGGGCUGACAACUGGUGAUAAGAAGAAAACAGCUCGGACGUCUAUCUGCAGAGAAAAAAAUGCAGAACUUGCCAGAACAGACCCAGUCCGACCAUUCAUCAGUGGCCAUGUAGCAAACAGCAUGGCAGCAGAAGUGAUUGCUCUGCUCCAUAACUUAUUAAUGGCUCCUGAGUUCAGCACUGCCCAGAUCUGGACCACCACAGCAGAAAAGGUUCUCUCUCGAGCACAACCUUCUGAAUCAGUUAAUUCUAGUUCAGCUCCAUUUGGGAUGCAGCCGUCACUCUAUGAUCUAAUUGAAAGGAAGAAAACAGGUUCAAAGGAUUACAAGGCCUCCUGUUGCUUUGAAGAAAAGGGUGCUCUGAAGACUAUAUUUUUAUUCCACUUAAUCGCUAAAAAUAUAAUUUUAAAUUUUCUUCAGAUUUCAGGGAAGGGCAUAUCUGGAAGCAUUGGAGUGGUGACUUCUAUUAAUGAGCAAGAAGGUAUUGCCACAGUCCGACUCCCCUUAUCUGAUUUUCGAAAGGCUUCCAAAGCAUCAGACACAGUGACCGUUCCAAUCUCAAGACUGUACACACCACGAUGUGAGGCCUUGCCUUUGCAUAAGCUGUCCAUCACUGAAAAAGUAGUCCAGGCAGUUCAGUCCAUGUUGCUUCCACAAGAAGGGAGUCUCUCAAUUCUGACCUCACUCCCUGCAAUUGGUGAUGGCUCCACCCCUGUAAUGGCAGUAGUACGACUUGUUGCUGAAAUAAGAACCAGAGCAUGCUUAGUAAUGGCCCAGUUACUGGAGGAUAGUUUGUUCUGUGAGGAGUUCAUUCAGCAGUGUCCAGCAGCAGUCGAGGUUCUGAACCUGGUGGCACAAGAGUGUAGUCCUGGUGAACGGUUGGUGGUUGUAGAGGCGCAGUGCGAAAGAUUGAGGAUGUUAUACCGAGACUGUGCUCGUCCCCCACCUCCCCCACUGCAGUCUGACAGAAGACAGCCAAAAGAAAUUACCUGGUGUCCCUCUCGUGUCUUCCCUCCGGUGCGUGCGUGCAUGUUUUCUUCUCAUCUUACUGCUGUGACAUUCUUAGCUGAUCCAAGUGCAGGAGGCGGCUUGCCUCGUGGGACAUUUAUCUAUGCUACAUCACAGAUACCUGUGCAGGCACCAUCAUUUUAUUGGGAAUUAGAGAUUGUUUCCUAUGGAGACACAGAUGAUGACAGUGGCCCAAUCGUGUCUUUUGGAUUUGCUACGGAAGCUGAAAAAAGGGAUGGAGCUUGGACAAAUCCUGUUGGAACCUGUCUCUUUCAUAAUAAUGGGAGAGCUGUACAUUACAAUGGAUCCAGUCUGCUCCAGUGGAAGAGUGUUCGCUUAGAUGUCACCCUGUCACCUGGCGAUGUAGCAGGAAUUGGUUGGGAGAGAAGUGAUGGAACACCACCACCUCCAGGACAACCAUCAAAAGGCAGAGUAUAUUUCACAUAUUGUGGGCAGCGGCUAAGCCCAUUUCUGGAAGAUGUGUCUGGUGGAAUGUGGCCAGUUGUUCACAUUCAAAAAAAGAAUACUAAAGUCCGUGCAAACUUUGGAUGCCGUCCUUUUGCUUAUGCAGAAGGUCAGGCACACAGGAAUGCAGCCGAUCUCUGCAUUGAUCUAGCAGAGGAAAUUAGUGCCAAUUUUGAAGCUUUACCAUUCGCCAUGGCCUCUGACAGUGACAAUGAUGCUGGUGCUAGUGUGGCAUCUGAUACUGCAUCCCAUGGUCCACCCUGUCGCAUUGCAGCUACUGCUGCAGCACAACAGCAAUAUGAUAGUGAUGCCUCUUGCCAUUACAAAGUAGAAUUGAGCUAUGAAAACCUUUUGAUAUCUGGUCCAUACUGUCAUCCAUCACCAGUACCCGAUGAUGAAAGUGAUGAUGACGACGAUGAUGAUGUUCCAAGAGAAGAUCACUAUGCACUUUUAGUCAAAGCCUGGGAAACCAAAGUUUUCCCAACAAUUCGCAGACGGUUCCGGAAUGAAGCAGAAAGAAAAUCCGGAUUAGAUCAGAUAAAGGGUGCAUUGCAGCUUGGUAUGGUAGAUAUUGCUCGUCAGACUGUCGAGUUCCUUUAUGAAGAAAAUGGUGGCAUACCUAGAGAUCUCUACCUCCCAACCAUUGAAGACAUUAAAGAUGAAGCCAAUAAAUUCACAACUGAUAAAGUUCGAAAAGGCCUAACAGUGGUGAUCCGGUACCCAGAUAGUAAUAAUCUUAACAGCAGCACUGGUGGUACUGCUUUACCAAAGUUUGCCAUCCGAGGAAUGAUGAAAACCUUUGGCUUGAAUGGAGUUGUUCUUGACGUUGACACGGUAAAUGAAUUAGUUCAGGUGGAGACGUACUUAAGAAGUGAAGGUGUGCUGGUUCGUUAUUGGUACCCAAUUGAUAUGCUGGAGCGCCCUCCUGCCGGAUACAGACGCACAGCUGCUUAUGGACUAGUUACUCUGGACAACACAAACAUCCAGAUACACAAAGAGUUACUGCGCUGUGAGGCUUCUUUGGCCAGACUCUAUUGCCGGAUGGCAUUGCUGAACAUCUUUGCUCCCAAGUCACCCCACACUUUCACCCGGUUGUUCCAUAUCCCUGCUGUUCGUGACAUCACAUUGGAGCAUCUGCAGCUGUUGUCCAAUCAACUUCUGGCCCCACCACUCUCAGAUGGAACAAUCAGCUCCAAUUCAAUUCUUUUGGCGCAGUCCCUCCAGCAUUGUAACCAGGGUCAAAACUGCUCUCCUACUGACCUGUUCUACCAGGGCAAUUCCAAUUCCAUCAGGGAAUGGCUUACAGUUGCUAUCACACGAGCCUUACACCAGGGUGAAGAAAGUUUGUUGGAUUUAACAAAACAGAUCUGCUCUUUCUUACAGCAUUCACCAGAACAGUUCCCAUCUGAAGAGUUCCCAGUGACAGAGUCAAAAGUGAGCAUGGAUGUGCAUUUUCCUGGGGCUGCCUUUGUAAUGGUAUCAUGCAAGGAAAGUCCAGCAGGUUUUCGGAAAGAUUCUUCUCUGUAUAAGGCUCCUUGGGUUAGAGUGUUGGUGUAUGGACUUGGUCACAAAGUACGAAGAAAUGGACAACUUAACCUCACAGAAACUGUCUGUUACCCGAAAGAUGCAUCACCUACCAACACAGGGUUGACUCCACCUCCCACCACCAACCAAUAUCCUUCUGUUGUCAUCCCUACUGACAAACUGCAUGUCAAACUAGGUGUCUCCCCGCCACCUGGCGCAGUGCUGGUGUUAAACUCGUUGCCUCUGGAAUUUCCUCUGGCACUAGCAUUUGCUGAACAGUUGUUAACAUGGAAACUUGGCGAAAGUGAUGGGAAAUCUGAGGAUGAACUUGAUGACGUUCCUGAAUCAGUUCUCCUGCAGGUUGUUGAACUGUUUGCCAACCUCCUGUGGACCACAGACCUAUCCCCCAGUAUAAAGGAAAUGAUAUUCCACCUACUAGCUGAACUGCUGCGCAAAAUCCAUCAGCUGGAACAGAAAAAGAAUCCAGCUGGCCUAUCUUCAUCCAUUGCAAUCCAGCUAAACCCAUGCCUGGCUGUUCUGAUGGCAAUACAAACUGAGCUGCGGAAACUGUAUGAUGAGGAAACACAAAAUUGGAUGACUGGGAAUAGCGCUGGUAUUGGAAUUGGAGCGACUGACCAGGGCCGCUUCUCCACUUAUUUCCAUGCAUUGAUGGAGAUUUGUCUUGCUGUUGCAGAAGUAACGCUACCAAUCAACAUGAGCACAGUGGUUAAUGUGAUGACCUCCACAAGCGCACCGAGUCUCAGUGAUUCUUCUUCUUCCUCUUCGUCUUCACCUGGGCAGACACCACAGAGCCCCAGCUUGCUAUCCAAAAGGAAAAAGGUCAAAAUGAAACGGGAGAAAACAUCAGCAACAGGAAAACGACUAACCUCAAGAGGCAGUGAGAGUGAUGCAUCUAUCCUGAAUAUUGGUGGCAGUAAACCAGAGGACAUGCUGUGGUUCCAUCGGGCCUUGACGUUACUCAUGAUCCUCCGUCAUCUGACCAACAAGGACCCGCAAGGUCUUGGAGUGACGAAUGAUGCCAUCUCAGAUGCCUGCCAGGCUUUAGUAGGCUCCACCUCCCACAGCAGGUUACUGGUGAUUUCAGGGAUACCAACGCAUCUUGAGGAAUGUGUUGUCCGAAGUGCCAUUCGCAGGGCUUGCAGUGCACAUGGUGGCAUUUUCAAAGAUGAAAUUUAUAUACCGUUGCAAGAUGAUGACCCUAAAAAGCUGAAAGUGAAAGUUGAUAGCAGGUUGGAAUUGGAUAAGUCAACAACAGUCAACAGCAUCGACAGUAUGGAUGUUAGUAGUGGUAGCAGUGUCACACCAGCUAUGAGUAUGAGUGCUUCUGCCUCUACUAGUCAGACCUCAAUUUGUAGCUCUCAGUGCGUUUCUCGGACAACAAGUGAUCUUUCGGUAGACCAGUUUCAAGCAAGUCAUGAUGUUGCUACACCACAGGGAAUGGUUGAUCCACACACUGUAUCUAGUCAGGAGAGCUUGGACCUAUCCCUAUGCAGCACUGGGAGCUUGGGCAGUCUUGGUAGUCUAGGAGAACCCAUGGACAGUGCAGACUCUGCUUCUAUUUCUGAUGUAGGAUCUAUGUACACAGUCACGUCACUGGACAAUAAUCCACUUGUGACACGCCCCAUCAAAGGUUAUGCCAUUGUUGAGGUGAGAGCCAGGGCAAAAAUUGAAAAGAUCCGUGCCAGUCUGUUCAAUAGCAGUGAUUUGAUUGGAUUGUCCAGUCUGGAUGGGGAAGAUGAAUUAAUGGAGAUGUCGACAGAAGAGAUUUUGACAGUGUCAUCUGUAAACCAGAGCUUGUUUGACACCCAAGGCAGUUCAGCAUUGGAAGAUUAUUUCACUGAUAAGCUCAUAAAAGGUGAUAAAGUUGUUCCUGGAGCACGCGAUGUUCUUGCAGAGAUAUUCCGAAGCUGUAUACACUCUGAGCAGAUGCUAAGUCUGGCUCCAGCCAAGCCUAUCAAAGUUUCUGACAUUUUCCUCAGUAAAGAGCAAAUCAACUCUCAGACACCAGGAAAUUUGUUGCAAAUUUUUUUCACAAAUGUCCGACCACCAAAGAAAGUUCUAGAGGAUCAACUCACACAGAUACUACGGAAGUAUGGCAUACCUAAACCAAAAUUCGACAAGAACAAGUACAGUAAAGGAGGAAAGGAACAACACCCUGGGAAAGUAGUAAGCACAAAAAGACCAAUUGCCAAACCUCCAGGCAAAGACAGGUCCAUGCUGAACAGCGUCAGAACGGCAUUGAGUGAAAAGAAACCAAUUGUGAAAGCCAAGUCUCCUGAAAAGAACACCAAACCUGAGGACAAGGACCCAGAGAAGUCACCAGCAAAGAAACCAGAAGUACCAGAAGAGAAGUAUUUAACAUUGGAUGGUUUCCAGAAAUUUGUCGUAGAUCGGUCAAAGCAGGACAUCCGGAGCGUUUGGAGGGCAAUUCUUUCCUGUGGCUAUGACCUUCACUUUGAAAGGUGUGCCUGCAUUGACACCAGACAUGCCCAAAGAUCCUGCAAAAAAUGGACUCUAGAGAUGGACGUUGCACUUGUACAAUACGUCAACCGUCUUUGCCGCCAUCUUGCCAUCACUCCAAGCCGACUCCAUCCUCAUGAAGUCUACCUUGACCCUGCAGAUUUACAUGAUCCAAGGAUUGCCUGUUUGUUGAAUGUUCCAAUUGAAAGCCUUCGACUUCGUUUUGCUCUACUUCAGUCUUUAAACAACACUUUGGAGACAUUCUUCCUGCCUUUGGUGGAACUCAGACAAACGCAUACUUAUAUGGAUAGCAUUGCAUCACUGCUACGAGAGGCUAAAGGAUUAGUUUUUUAUGAUACUAAAUUAGCUGUGAUGAACCGGGUGUUGAAUGCAACUGUACAGCGAACUGCAGACCAUGCCGCACCUGAAAUAACACUGGAUCCUUUGGAAAUAGUGGGAGGUGAGAUUCGUUCAUCAGAAAAUACCUACUUCUGCCAGGCAGCUCGACAACUGGCAUUAGUGCCUUCCUCCCAACUCUGUGUAAAAUUGGCAAGUGGCGGAGAUCCAACCUACGCAUUUAAUAUUCGCUUCACUGGUGAAGAAGUGCACGGAACAAGUGGAUCAUUCCGACACUUUCUGUGGCAAGUUUGUAAAGAGUUACAGAGUUCAGCACUUUCACUUCUUAUACCUUGUCCAAGUUCUGCAGCCAACAGAAACAAGGGCAAACACAUCCUGACUCCUGGCCCAAUAACAUAUACUGAGGAGCAACUGUUACACUUCUUUGGCCAAUUACUUGGAAUUGCUAUCCGAGCAGAUGUCCCACUCCCUCUUGAUCUCCUCCCAACGUUUUGGAAGACUCUAGUUGGUGAAUCACUGGAUCCAGAGUGUGAUCUGCAAGAGGUUGACAUCUUGACCUACAACUACGUCAAGAAGUUUGAGACUGUUAAUAAUGAGAUAGAACUUGAGGCACUGUGUGCUGAAAUAACAUCACAUCACCUAACCACAGAGAGCCCUGAAUCUCCCAGCAAGCCCUGUUGUAAAUUCAGUUACAUCGCCAUGACAGGCGAGGAAGUGGAGCUAUGUCCUGGAGGCAAGAAUAUCGCUGUUACGUGGGAUAAUAAAGAUGCAUAUGCUUCAGCAAUCCGCAAUCUGAGGCUGCAAGAGAUUGAGAACACUGACUGCAUGACUGCGGUGCGUGCAGGGCUUGGCUCAAUUAUUCCCUUGCAGCUCUUGACACUUCCAACACCAUUGGAAAUGGAGUUGAGGACAUGUGGACUGCCCUACAUAAACCUAGAGUUUCUAAAGGCUCACACCAUGUACCAGGUGGGACUGAUGGAGACUGAUCAGCAUAUUGAAUUCUUCUGGGCAGCGUUAGAGAUGUUCACUCAAGAGGAACUCUGUAAAUUCAUCAAAUUUGCCUGCAACCAGGAACGAAUACCAUUCACCUGCCCCUGCAAAGAUGGUGGCCCUGAUACCGCCCAUGUUCCACCAUAUCCUAUGAAGAUUGCUCCUCCUGAUGGAGCUGCAGGUUCACCGGAUUCCCGAUACAUUAGGGUAGAAACCUGUAUGUUUAUGAUCAAACUUCCUCAAUAUUCCUCGCUUGAAAUCAUGCUGGAAAAGCUCCGUUAUGCUAUCCACUACCGUGAAGACCCUCUCAGCGGCUGAGCAGGACACAACUGGCAUUCCCAGAUCCUUUUGCAACAAAUGGCAAUGCCUAAGGACCUCCUUGAACCUACUUUUAAGAAAAGGAAUUGAGGUGGAAGCCAGAUGGAAAUCGAUGCUGCAGUCGGGAGCAGUUCCUUCUGAACCCGUCACAAGCAAAAUGCUUCCACACCGAUGCAAACUUUCUUUUUGUAAAUUUCCAUUUCUAUUGAUGGACUGAGAAUGGUGUGUUGCUGUCUUGUCAAGCAGCUAUUCCAAGAGUGUACGGUGCUUUUACCACUACAGCGGUGUAUGUUACUGUACCCUUAAAACACAAACGCUUGUGGUCAAACAGGAUAAUAGUUUAUUGUAGGAUCUAACUGUUUUUAUACUCUGUGGUCUUAACUUUGGAGCAGCAUUUUAACUUUCAUGUUCUCAUAGAAGGAAAUUUCUUUUACUUUUCCUUGUGCACAAGCACACACAUGGGAACACUACCCAAAAUUAGACAAAUCUUCUCUUCCAGAUCAGCUUUGGCUUCUAAAAUGUCUAGUAACCAUAUGUGCGCACAAGUGUGCUACAGAAUUUAAACGCUCCAAAGUUAGUGUCGUGAUCGUCAGUGUACAAAAAGGCAUACCUCCACCUACCAACAAUUAAUCUUCUAGUUAUAGGUGGAUUUAAAUGAAUCAUGUGACCCAGUCUAUUUCCCUUUUCUCCUUCACAGAAAAGAUAAGAUGUGAGUACUUGUAUGUAAGAUCAGCAUGUCAACAGAUGCCUGCUUUGCCAUGAAGACACUCAGCUGUCCUUUUAUUUAAUUUUUCAAUCUUUUGUCAUACUGACAGGAAGUCCGUGACUGCAAAUAUUUUCUUGCAAAGUUCCUUUGCUGACGGUCUGUCAGUGCUUUUGAGAUAGCCAGUAAUGUAAGAAGCCUUGAUUUGAUGCUUUGGGUAACAUAAUUUCAGAUAUCUCCUUUCCUACUGACAGAAGAUCCCAGAACUUGGUAAUAAGACAGUUCUCUGUAAAGUUAUUUUAUGUCAGAGGUCAGUUUAUGAUCAUUGCUGGUUCAGUUUAUCCUCUUCAUUUUCCCUUAUGGGUUUUCAAAUUAUACUAUUCCCAACUGAGUGGUGGACAAAUAGCUGAUGGCCACUGCUUGGAUAAGAAUGUCAGGUCACAGAACUGUAAGCCUAAUCAAUUAGAUCAGAAGUCUUGUCCCCUUGAAUUUUGAAUUUUCUAUAUUAAAUUUGAAAUGCAGUAGCAUGAAUCCUAAUAAAAUAAAGCUAUCUUACUAUAGAUUGAUUUAAGAUUUACAAUGCAAAUAGCCUGCAUUACAUGUUUUUAAAAAAAGUCUGCACAACCCAAUGCACAAGUUUCCAUCCUUCGGUUUUGUUUACUCCAUAGCCAUUUCGGAAUAGUCUUUUACAUGGUUUAACAACACAUUCAGCAGUAAAUUGGCUAACUACAUUGUAAAAUGCUACUUUUGAUACAAAAUGUUGUGGAAAAAUACUGCGCUGAGAGAUGCAAACCAAAUAUCAUGAUUUGGCACACUCAAUUUAUCCAAGCUGUUUCAUAUUUAGUUGGGAGUAUAAAAUGACAUUAUCAGCAUGUAGUCAGAAUGAUGAAGUAAGCUCCAACCGUAAAGAAUAUUUAAAUAGUGUCCAGCAGAAAUGACAUCACUUCUAAUCUGAAAUGAGUGAUACAGCUAUUGAGAUCACUGGUUGUGUGGUUCCAGAAUUCUCUGAAUCAGUGAACAUUCUUAUUUAAAGGGGAAAUGGAUAUGGCUAUGCAGCCUGAUGUCAAUUAAGAUGUUGAGUUUUUCAAUGUACGUUAAAAUUUAAUUUGACAGUACAGUGAAUGUACCACAUACAUGUAUUUGCUAAUUGUUUAUUUUUCGGAUAAAACAGAUUUCUAAAAAUUCCUCCUCUCCUCCCAGCAUCUUUCAUUGUCCACCCCCAUAAAAAUCCACAACCUGUAAGUUUUGGUUUUGCAAUAAUAUAGGCUGUAGGUUAUUUCAGCGUUUGCAAAAAGGCAGUCAUGAAGAGUUGUACCUGAGGUAAACUUGAAACUAAGCUGUGACACAUCAGAACCUUUGACAGUCUUCACUGCUAUUGUGUAUCUGACUUUGGAAUUUCCCAAUAAUGAAGUGAAGCUAGUAGAGAGAGUUUGGAAGUACAUACAUACCCUCAAGUCUGUCACUGUAAAUUGAAAGUUUACACUGGCUUGUAAUCUCUUUCAAGAAUAGGUAAUUCUUCAUUACUAAUUUUAAUAGAGCUGUGAAAUGUAUAUUGACAAUACAAAGAAAUGGAAGAUUGUGCUUCAGGACAAUACUUGUCAUAUUUAUCAAGAUAGCCUAUACCAAUGGCAUUAAGUACCCCUAGUUCUAGGAUUAAUCAGGACCAAUUUUACAGAAGUAAAGAGCUGAGGUUAAUACUGGCCUAAGCAUACAAGGCAGGGGAAGCAAGAAGUGUAAGGAUAAUAUCAGUAUAAACCUGUGAAUCUUGGUGGAUUUAUCCCAACCCUUUGCAAUACAGGAGAUUUGACGGGUCUUAAAGCUUGUGGUAGGAGGCUUAAGUAAUGUAUCCUCCAGAUACAUAAAGUGUAAUAUAAACUAUCAUAGGGUGCAGAGUGUAUUUUGUUUUCUUUUGCUGUGCAAUGGUAAGAUAGCCUGCAAACAUGUGAAGGGCCUGCUUAAUAACUGAGUGAAUGAAGGUUUUGUGUAAUUAGUUAUUUGGCAAACAAAGAGCAGAUUGACCUGCUGCCAGUGUUGAUGCUGCGAGUUUAUUUUUGUGGAGUGGUUCAAACAUUUCAGCAAAUUAUAUAGUUAAAUUCUGGAAUUAGUUAUUGUAUAAUUGUCAAUUUUAUUCAUCUUUUAUUAAAUACAAUGAAGAGGUAUGUUUUGGUAGAUGAACCUUGGCUUUUCAACUAAGGUUUAAUAAAUUGCAAAAAGUCAAGAACCAUAAUAGAGCUGUAAACAGGAACAAGCUGGUCAAUCAAAAAUUUAAAUUGUUUAUAGAUAGUACUACAAUUUUGGUUAUGGUCCCAGAUUGACAAGCUAGUUUUGACUAGCACAGAUCUAAAGCAAAGGGUGUUGAAAUUUUUUUAAAAAGUCAUAAUCGUUUCAGUGGUUGAUUUCAUGGGACAACAAAGCAACACCACAUCUAGUUGUUUUUAUAUACAAACUAUUAGUUGAAUAAUCCCCCAGUCUGUCCCCUCACCCAAAAAGGCUGACACCAGUGUAGAUCUGACUCUUUGUCCCUACCUUGUUAGAGUGAUGUGGUACUGGCUGUGGUAAUGUUAAUCUGCUGCUAUGACUGCUCCAUUUUACGAGGAGCAACCAGAUAAACUAAAACUUACAAAGGACAUAUCAACAUACAGGUGUUAAUGUGCGCUGUACAGUUAUUGAUGUAUAUUUAUUGCAAUUAUUUAUGAAUGCAUCUAAAAAUCAUCUGUAUUGUUGAUUUAGUCUGCAUUGGUACCUAAAGCAGUGAUGUAUGAAUGGAAAUUACAUUCAUAUUAAAAAGUUCAAGCAGAUUUUUUUAAA
Messenger RNA from Chiloscyllium plagiosum (whitespotted bambooshark), 17006 nucleotides. NCBI's taxonomy places the organism in Eukaryota, Metazoa, Chordata, Chondrichthyes, Orectolobiformes, Hemiscylliidae. The record is from RefSeq and is a predicted model, not a curated record.